GCCGUCACGUGACCUCGCGCUCCCCUCUCAUUGGCCUACCUCGGUAUCCGUCGCGCAACCGAUUCCGCCCGGAGGGAAGAUGGUGGCGCCUGCGCCUCCGCAGUGACGCGGCACCGCCCCGCGGCCCGCCUUUUCCCGGAAGAAAUAUGGCAGCGGCCUGAGCUGAGUCCGGUUGGAGGCGUCACGGGCGCUCGUGGCUCUGCUCUUUGGAUCUUGGACUCUGCCCACAUCUGUGGGCCGUCCUGGUGCAGUCCUGGCCGACAGUGAUGUCCUGCCUGGUGAUGGCGACCUGGCUGGCUUCCCCCUGCAGCAGAGCUCUGUGCUGCCUCUGGCUCCUGGGCAUGCUCCUCCUGGCGAAUGUGUCCACACGACCCGCCAACCACUCGGCCGUUCGGGAGAGAGCAACCAACAGGGAGGAGAAUGAGAUCCUGCCCCCAGACCACCUGAAUGGGGUAAAGAUGGAGAUGGAUGGGCACCUCAACAAGGAAUUCCACCAGGAGGUCUUCCUGGGCAAGGCCCGUGAUGAGUUCGAAGAGGACUCGGAGCCGCGAAGGAGCCGGAGGAAGCUGAUGGUCAUCUUCUCCAAAGUGGACGUGAAUGCCGACCGCAAGAUCAGCGCCAAGGAGAUGCAGCGCUGGAUCAUGGAGAAGACGGCUGAGCACUUCCAGGAGGCCGUCCGCGAGAACAAGCUGCACUUCCGUUCCGUGGACCCUGAUGGCGACGGCCGUGUGUCAUGGGAUGAGUACCAGCUGAAGUUCCUGGUCAGCAAAGGCCACAAUGAGCGAGAGAUUGCCGAGAGGAUAAAGAACAACGAAGACUUGAAGGUGGACGAGGAGACACAGGAAGUCCUGGAGAACCUCAAGGACCGCUGGUACCAGGCAGACAACCCCCCCGCGGACCUGCUGCUGACUGAGGAGGAGUUCCUGUCUUUCCUCCACCCGGAGCACAGCCGCGGCAUGCUGCAGUUCAUGGUCAAGGAGAUUGUGCGAGACCUUGACCAGGACGGUGACAAAAGACUCUCACUGCCCGAGUUCAUCUCCCUCCCCGUGGGCACUGUGGAGAACCAGCAGGCGCAGGACAUCGACGACAACUGGGUCAAAGACAGGAAGCGAGAGUUUGAGGAGCUGAUUGACGCCAACCACGACGGGAUUGUGACCCCGGAGGAGCUGGAGGAGUACAUGGACCCUAUGAAUGAGUACAACGCCCUCAAUGAGGCCAAGCAAAUGAUCGCCAUCGCUGACGAGAACCAGAACCAGCACCUGGAGCCGGAGGAGAUCCUCAAGUACAGCGAGUUCUUCACGGGCAGCAAGCUGGUGGACUAUGCCCGCAGUGUGCACGAGGAGUUCUGAUGCACCCGGCACUAGGUCCGGAUGGUUCUAACACUAACCCAGCCUGUGUUCUUGGCCAUGACUGUGGGUGGUGCCUUCUGGAACCUUCUUCCUUUCCCUUCACACCGAAUCAGGCCUGGCGGCCAAUCAUUAAAGGUUUGCUGACCCUGCAGAGCCCUGUGCUGUGUCCUGGGGCUGAGGUUGCCCUCGGCUUCCUUCAGUCCUUGCAGCGUGGAUGUCUUUGCUCGCACUGAGAGUCGCCCAGGGGCACACUGAGGCUGUUUCUGCCCAUGGGGGCUCCACAGCACCCACUGCUCCCACGUCUCCUUGGAAACAAAGAUUUAAGAAUUGAGGAGGGCGCUGGGGGAUCACCAGCUCCUUCCUGCACGGACGUGUCAGAACUACCUACAUCAGGCAGUGCAACCGCUGAGGAAAUGCAAAGUUUAUUGUGACAAGAAUCGUUAAUUUACUUUAAAAUAUAGUUGGUUUUUUCA
Messenger RNA from Trichechus manatus latirostris (Florida manatee), 1822 nucleotides. RefSeq names its product stromal cell derived factor 4 (gene SDF4). The transcript has 7 exons. NCBI's taxonomy places the organism in Eukaryota, Metazoa, Chordata, Mammalia, Sirenia, Trichechidae. The record is from RefSeq and is a predicted model, not a curated record. Bases 267 to 1349 code for a protein of 360 amino acids. Gene Ontology annotation, molecular function: calcium ion binding. Gene Ontology annotation, cellular component: endoplasmic reticulum. Gene Ontology annotation, biological process: calcium-ion regulated exocytosis.